AUGGCGCACAGGUUCAUCGUCCCUGACUCGAGCCCCCCGGGCAGCCCUGAUCCCAGCAGCCUCUCGACCCCCGAGAAGACGCCCCAGAUCCGUGGCCUGCCCCCCAUGUUCGGCGAGCAUCCCUCGACCACGCCCGCCGGUCCUCCGCCAGCUCCCCCCUCGCCAGCGCCCUCGUUCACACCCGCUGGCGCUCCCUCCGACUCGUACCUGGGCAGCUCCAUCAUGCGCGGUGUCACGGGGCCCCGGCAGCCCAGUUUUGGCUUCUCCACCGACAGCCCGGGCAGGAACCUCUUUGGUGGUGGUGGCCGCUUUGAAUCGCCUGCCAAUGCGCCUCUCGGACGGUCGAUUCGCGGCGGUGCGAGCCAUAGGCAGCCCUCCGGCCUGAGCAGACAGUUCAGCAUGAGUGACGUGGCCCGGGAGCAGGGCGAGGAGGAGCUCGACGAGGACGCCGAGGGUGAGGAAGACGAUCUAUUCUCUGCCGCGCCCCCCGGCGGCCUCUUCCGCCCGUCACUGGGUCCUGGCCAGCUUGGUGGCCCUCCCGACGAGACCGAUAAUCAGAUUGGCCGUCUGCUCGAAAAGGAUAUUGGAUUUGGAGGCUUUGGUGAUGGAGACGUUGAGGGAGAUGAAGAGGAUGAUGAUGAGGAGGAAGAAGAAGAAGAGGAGGAGGAGGAGGAAGACGACGGGCAAGACGGCAACACACCACGACACGACACAUACAAGGGCGACGGCAACAUGAAUGACGGGUCUGAUGGGCAGAGCGAGGACGAUGCAGACAUGUUCCUCAACAUGCGCCACGACGACAGGCAAUACGGACAACCGGCCCUCGGCGAGGAGGAGGAUCUCAUGAUGCUGCACGCCCCGGCUGCCACCAACAAGGUCCGCAAGGAGGCCGAGGCCUUGCUGCGCCGGUCUUCUGCCCACCAGGGCCUGACCGCCAGGCAAAAGGGCUUCGAGUACGCUUCCAUCGCCAAGGACAUGUAUAGCCAUACCGAGGUGGCCCAUCUGACGGAGCCCGCCAACAUCAUACUCAAGACCGAGGCGCUCGUCUGCCGACUGUACGACGAGGGCGUCGGGACCGAGGACGACGAAGAGAAGAUGGACAACUCGCUGGCCAGCAUCACCUUCCAGCUGGUCAAGCUCUGGACGAACCACGUGAGGUCUCUCGACCGACCGCGGGAGGAGGACAUGGCCAACGUGGGCCCCGGCGUCGACGCCGACCCCUUCGAGAAGGCCGCCUACGUCGCACAUCUUCUCCUCCGCUUACACCACACACGAUACGAGGACGAGCCCGACGGAAGCAAGGUGCAGCCUCUUCCUGGAGUCCUGCUCAACUGGCUGCGGGACAGCGGCUACAACCCUUACCUGGACCAGGUGGGGGACGUCAUCCGCCACCAGCCCAGUCCUGCCUGCCACAGCCUCUUCUGGCAGACGGUGCAGAACAGCCUGCUGCGGGGCGAUGUGGAGGCGGCUACGCAGCUGCUGAGGAAUGCCGGCUGGGAGCACGUACGCCGGGGCCCGAGCCGCGAGAAGGCAUACGUGGGUCAGUCGCUGGAGAACGUGCAGCGGUUCGCGGCGGCCACAUGCGAGACGCUCGAGCAGUGCCCCUCGCAGAGCGAUGACUGGGACAUCUUCAACAGCAGCUGGACGCUGUUCCGUAUCCAGGCGCGCGGAACCCUGGACCGGAUGAUGCUGUUCGCCGAGGGCAGGGACCAGACGUUCCAGGACCCGAUGAGCGGCGGCUACAUGGCGGAGCAGCAGCAGCAGCAGCAGCAGCAGCAGCAGUCCAUGUCGACCAUGGCGCGCAAGGCGUCGUCCCAGCUCCCCUGGGACGUCUACGAGAACCUCCAGAACAUCUACGGGAUCCUUCUGGGCGACAGCGAGGCCAUUGUGGGUACGGCGCAGGACUGGUGCGAGGCGACGAUCGGUAUGUUCUGCUGGUGGGACGACGGCAGCCCGCGCAGUAGUAACAAGGCGCUGCGGCUGACGCAGUCGCACAGCCUGCUCGGGUCGACGUCAGCCUCGCGCAGUAACGACGAGUACCUGGAGCGCCUGACCAAUUCGUUCCACAUGGUGCUCCAGUCGGACCUGAGCCCCAACGCCCUGAACCCCGUCGAGGUGGCUGUCGCGUCCGUCUUCGAGGCCAACGUCGAGGGCGUCAUCGGCCUCCUGCGCACGUGGUCGCUGCCGGUGGCCUGCUCCGUGGCAGAGGUGGCAUCCCUGGGCCAGUGGCUCCCCCCCCCCGAGCCGUCGGCGGCGCGCGACCUCCAGCCGUUCGACUCGCUCGACAUGGAUGACCUGGCCGUGCUCAACAUCACGCAGCCCGGGUCGGACGAGCUGCUGGGCAUGAAGGACGACACGCUCGAGAGGUACGCCCGCGAGCUGGCGGGCAUCGAGCAGCUGUCGCCGCAGCGAGAGGGCUGGGAGAUGGCCAUCGAGGUCCUGGGCCGCAUGGACAGGCCCGAGAAGUCGGAGGAGAUCGUCGGCGAGCUGCUCAAGGACAUGCUCGACAGGCUGGACGAGAACUCGGCCGAGACGGUGGACAAGAUGUGGAGGAUCCUGAACGACCUCGGCAUGAUAGCUUUCGCCGAAGAGACGGCAGAGACAUUCGCCGACACCCUCUCCAACGAAUCACACAGGUACGGCGAGGCACUGUGGUACUAUGCGCUGUCGCACCGGACGGACAAGGUGCGCGAGGUUCUCAACCUGCUCAUCUCGUACUCGCUGGUGCAGUCGACGGCCUAUCCGGCCGACCGGGAGCUGGACGGUGAGCUCCGCAACCUGCUGGAGCGACGGUCGCAGACGCUGGAGCGCCGGGCCAAGCAGGACCUCGAGGCCGCGCAGCUCCUGGGCCGCAUGCUGAGCGGGUACGCGACGCUGCGCAAGUUCUACCAGCUCCGCGACGAGCUCAAGGCCGACGGCAACGACGGCAGGAACGUGGCUCCCGUCAAAGCCUCCAAGCUCCGCAAGCAGGCGGCUCUGGCCCUCGUGGCCGUCAUCUCGAGCGCGGACGACAACAUCCGCGGCGGCCUGUACGACGAGGCGCGCGACGCCGUGGUGAGCGAGGAUUUCCUGCUGGCUCUGCUGGGGGAGGCCACAGUCUUCGUCAGCAGCCACCACCAGAAGUCGACGUCGCCGGCCCUGACCCUCGACCAGAUGGACAUCGUCCUCAAGGCAAUCGAGGACCUGCAGACGGUCGGAUCGCGCGUCUACUCUGCCAGCGAGGACUUCUUCAACCUCGUUCUCUCGUCGGCCCAGGGGCUCAAGGGAUCGACGCCCGCAGACCUGAUGACGAAGUCUACAAGCUCCCUCAGCGGGAGCAGCUACGCCAUGAUGAGCGGGACUUCCAUGCUGGCCAGCCACAUGCUGAAGUCUACCAUGGGCGGCAGCGCCGGCGGCAGCAAGGUACAGAGGGGAUGGGACUGGAGGAAGGCGUUUACCGCGAGCACAACGGCUGAUGAUGUCCUGAGAAGACUGCGUCUCGGACUGGCCAAGGAUCUGGCGGGGCUGUGGCUCGAGGAUGCAGAUGGCGUUGCUGUGUAUUGA
Molecule: messenger RNA, 3543 nt
Organism: Geosmithia morbida
Lineage: Eukaryota; Fungi; Ascomycota; Sordariomycetes; Hypocreales; Bionectriaceae
Product: Nup85 Nucleoporin
Exons: 2
Coding region: 1-3543 (1180 amino acids)
Biological process (GO): protein import into nucleus; positive regulation of DNA-templated transcription; mRNA export from nucleus
Cellular component (GO): nuclear pore outer ring
Molecular function (GO): structural constituent of nuclear pore
Source: RefSeq, a predicted model, not a curated record